Messenger RNA from Chaetomium strumarium, 1545 nucleotides. RefSeq lists its product as uncharacterized. The coding region runs from base 1 to 1545 and encodes 514 amino acids. Gene Ontology annotation, molecular function: telomeric repeat DNA binding; protein binding; telomerase RNA binding. Gene Ontology annotation, cellular component: telomerase holoenzyme complex. The record is from RefSeq and is a predicted model, not a curated record. Gene Ontology annotation, biological process: nuclear-transcribed mRNA catabolic process, nonsense-mediated decay. NCBI's taxonomy places the organism in Eukaryota, Fungi, Ascomycota, Sordariomycetes, Sordariales, Chaetomiaceae. The transcript is spliced from 5 exons.
AUGGUAUGCGAAUCUAAGGCUCUAACAAACCGGGACGACUAUACGAGCACAAGUCCUGCAUUGAGCCUCAAAAAGGAGGGAUCCGUAUCAGACGACGGCACUGCGGCUCCCCAUCUACCCCCGGCACCUCCACCUGUAGAGGAGGAUCCAGAACUUAUCAAGCAGCCCGAAACCCGGCCUAUCUCCCAAGAGCAACUGGUUGCCGAGGUCAAGGGAAUCUACACGGGGCUUGUGAUGGUCGAGAACAAGUGUAUCGAAGUGGACAAUGACCGCAGUUCGCAAAACGACGCCAGUAACAAACUCAACAACGAUCAAUGGCAGGCUUUGAUUGCUCUCCAUCGUACUCUGCUCCACGAACAUUAUAACUUCUUUCUUGCUUCCCAGCACCCCUCGGCAAGUCCGGCACUAAGGAGAUUGGCUGCUAAAUACGCUAUGCCUGCCUGGAUGUGGCGGCAGACUCUACCAUCAUCUCGCAAUCCUCGCUCGUCCUUCCGCACUCCAGCAGCUUUACUACUAUACGAAGCUAGACUCCCGCCCACCGAACUGCAUUUCGUAAGGGCAUAUGGGAUCUUGUUCAAUAGGAAGCAGCACGAAGAGCUAGAGCCUACAAUCGACGAAUUCCUCAAGCUACUAGAUAACUACAUCAAUCGUUCAACGCGCCGGUGGCGCGAGUCAGGCUAUCAUAUGGGUAUAUCCAACAUAUAUGCGAUUUUGGGGUACGGCGAUGCGAAUAGCCCUAUUACCUGCGCCCUCAAGAUCACUCGCUCAAGCGGCACCGAAUCUCAGGACCAGCCCAUGCAAGAAACCAGCUCCGAGAUCACCUCUAGCAUCAACACUAUUGCAGACGACGGGUACUUCUACAACGCCCGCAAACUUUUCACCGGCACCUAUGAUAUCGUUUGUCGCCGCUUCGGUGACCCCAACAUCUUGCCUUUUCUGCACGUCACUCUCGUCUUCGUUCACCAUCUUACGUUCUACCCGGAGGCUAUAGACCACCUGGCCCCGUACUUCUCCUGGAAGCUGACGGCAUAUAUGCUCAACACGCUGAUUGGAUCGUCUUCGUCCCCAUCUGCAGACGAAUCGCAGGCUUUGGCUGGCCUCUUGGGCGGUGGCGAACAGUUUCCGGGCUGGAAAGGGGAUAAAGACGAGGAGAAUAAGGUCAAGAGGGAUGAAAAGGAAGGGGGACCUCCGGCAAGGGGCCCGAGGCGGCGGCCGCUGCCUGACGACUUCGCGCUGCGAGGGUUCUCUUGGGUCGAGCACUAUUUCCCGGACGGUUGGUUCGUCGCGGACGAGAGAAUCGACGAUAACGACAAGUAUUUCGAAGUACCAAGUAUGAUGGAGGAGAGGAGAGAGAGGGUGGUUUGGCUGGGCUGUCGUAUUGCGGAGAGGGAGGACGGAAAAUGGUUGCGGUUUGAUAAGGAGACCCGACGCUUCGCGGUUAACGCGGUAUUUGACGUGCAGCUGGAUCUGGAGAUGCCAUUGCCAUCUAUUCCGGGGGAGAGUGUUGACUAUGGGGAACUGCCUGAUGUAGAAACUGUUGCUUGA